AUGGCUAACAAUGAUGGUGCCUCUUCAUCUUUAUCAAGAGCUUCUACAAGUGCCCCUCAUGGUCGUCCUAGGUUCAGGGAGGAAGCUGAGGGGGAGGAGGAUGGUCAAGAAGUUGAGGAAGAGGUGGAGGAUGUAGAAGGGGAAGAGGAGGAAGAUGGUGAGGGUAUUGAAGAAGAAGAAGAGGAAGGUGAAGAGAAUUAUGGGGAGGAAGACAGUGAUGCUUUAGAAGAGGAAGAGCAGAGGGAUGUAGAGGCGGCCCCAGAGGACGAUGAUGAGGCUAGCUCAGAGGAGGAUGAUCAAGAUGACUCCGAUGAUGGAGGCAAUGAAGAUGAUGACUUUGUUGAAGGCUAUAAGUCUGCUGAUUCUACAGAAGACUCUGCUAUGUAUGGCCUUAACUUGUCUCAUUAUGAACAAAUUGAAUGA
Messenger RNA from Chenopodium quinoa (quinoa), 423 nucleotides. Its product is annotated as glutamic acid-rich protein-like. The record is from RefSeq and is a predicted model, not a curated record. NCBI's taxonomy places the organism in Eukaryota, Viridiplantae, Streptophyta, Magnoliopsida, Caryophyllales, Amaranthaceae. The transcript has 2 exons. The coding region runs from base 1 to 423 and encodes 140 amino acids.